AAUAAAACAACCGCAUCAGUAAGUGUAUUGUUUUGAUUGCAGUAUUACAUUCAGUAUUUAUUUUCUCCAAAUAACUUGUGACCUCUUUCUUGCACAUUAAUUACCCAUUCAUAAUUUAAUAAAUAUUGAACGUAUAUUUUUUGUUUACUUAUGUGUUCUAUAGUAUGACCACCAUUAAAUGAUUUUGAUAGACUUCAAUAACAUAACCUAACAUUUUAUCAAACUUCAAUAACAUAACCUAGUGAAGUAUAAAUACAUCAUCUGCAGUUUUAAUAAAUUUUUUCUAAUAUUGAACUGUAGCCAUUUGGAGUGUACGAAGGGAACUUGAACAUGAUCGAGUAAUUAAAUGCUCCUGUUAAGCAAGGUGCUGAUCAAUUUGACGCUCCUAGUUGUGAUUCUUGUUCUGUUUUACUGCUAUCAGACGUCAAAUGGUACACGCUGGAUACUGCACAGAGUCCAAGAAAAUGCUUCGACCACCGAGUCGACAAAUAUUCAUGAAGAUACCAUUACGACGACAGUGUUCUUUCCAGAUAAAAAAGAUUACUAUAAUGUCUGGUGUAUAUUCACCAAAGUAGAUAGUAACUCUCCAAUGCGACGAAAAUUUGAGAUCUUUGCAGAGUCUUUAAUCAAACUAUCCUCUGUUAACAUUGCAUUCCACGUUAUAACUGAUGAUGAUAGCAAAAAUGUUACAGAGAAAGUUUUGGCAAAUAUUCUCUCAUCCACAGGCAAAUUUAUGAAGGUGCAAUAUUAUGAUGUACAUAAACUAGCAUUGCAAUUGGAAGACAUUGUGUCUGUCAUGUCUCCAUACUUCAGCAGCAAACCAGGAACCUACUAUUCAGAUGCAUUAUUUUUCCUAUCCCUAGGUUUACAUCGAAUAGCUCCAGCUGAACAAAGUGUUGCAGCAAUGUUUGAUGUUGACACCAAAUUCCGCAAAGACAUCAAGGAGCUUUUUGAAGAAUUCAACUCUUUUGGAAGUCAAGCACUAUUUGGUCUGGCCCCAGAGCUCACUCCAGUUUACAGACACGUUUUGUAUUUGUAUCGUAGCAAACAUCCUAACACAUUAUUUGGAGAACCUGCGAGUUCAGGUGGUUAUUGUGGAUAUAACAGUGGAGUGGUACUCUUUAACCUUGACAAAUUAAGGAAUUCUUCUGUUUAUGAUGCAAUUGUGAAAAGAGAAAGUGUUGAUGCAAUGACAAAGAAAUAUCAUUUUAAGGGUCACUUAGGAGAUCAGGAUUUUUAUACCAUCUUAGGAAUGGAAAAACCUGAAUUAAUUCACACUAUUGAUUGUGGAUGGAAUAGGCAGCUGUGUACAUGGUGGAGGGACCGUGGAUAUGCAGAUAUAUUUGAAGAAUAUUCAAAGUGUGAUUCAGAAACAAAAUUAUGGCAUGGAAAUUGCAAUGCCCCCAUACCUAACGAUUAAUCAUAUCCGCAAUAUCUAAGAGCACAAACUAUAACUAUUGUUUGCAAAAGUUUAAAAGCAGUACCUGUUGUUAUUUGAACAUGUUAUUAACCUUAGAAUCUGUGAUUCUUCAGUGGCAAUACAUAUCUUCCAUCACAGUAACAAUAUUUAA
Molecule: messenger RNA, 1571 nt
Organism: Bombus impatiens (common eastern bumble bee)
Lineage: Eukaryota; Metazoa; Arthropoda; Insecta; Hymenoptera; Apidae
Gene: Xxylt
Product: xyloside xylosyltransferase 1
Exons: 3
Coding region: 347-1420 (357 amino acids)
Molecular function (GO): UDP-xylosyltransferase activity
Source: RefSeq, a predicted model, not a curated record